Acaulospora morrowiae is the source of this 2409-nucleotide messenger RNA. Lineage: Eukaryota; Fungi; Glomeromycota; Glomeromycetes; Diversisporales; Acaulosporaceae. The record is from the annotation of a GenBank genome assembly.
AUGUCCGAAUCAGUGAAUGAAAGUGACAGUGAUUCCACAAAGAAUUCCACAUUCAAGUCACUUGGUAUUCUCGAAUCUUUGUGUCAAGCCUGUGAAAAACUUCAGUAUAAAACACCAACCGAAAUUCAAGCAGAAGCUAUUCCAUGGGCUUUACAAGGUCGAGAUGUUAUCGGUUUGGCACAGACUGGAUCCGGAAAAACCGCAGCUUUUGCUUUGCCCAUCCUUCAAGCGUUAUGGGAAGCACCUCAAGGACUGUUUGCUUGUGUUUUGGUACCUACGAGAGAAUUAGCAUAUCAGAUAUCCGAAACAUUUGAAUCCUUGGGAUCGGUAAUUGGCGUUCGGUGUGUUGUCAUAGUUGGAGGAAUGGACAUGAUGUCGCAGGCCAUCGCCUUAUCCAAAAAACCACAUAUCGUUAUAGCCACUCCCGGAAGAUUGCAAGAUCAUUUGGAAAAUACCAAAGGAUUCAGCCUGAGAAACAUAAAGUACUUGGUUAUGGACGAGGCGGAUAAACUUUUGGACAUGGACUUCGGGCCCGUCAUCGACAAGAUAUUAAAGGUGAUUCCCAAAGAACGUCACACAUACCUCUUUUCAGCCACGAUGACCACAAAGGUAGCAAAGUUACAACGCGCAUCGUUGAACAAUCCCGUCAAGGUUGAAGUUUCUUCAAAGUAUUCCACUGUGUCAACCCUUUUGCAGUAUUAUCUUUUUUUUCCCUUCAAGCACAAGGACUGUUAUCUCGUAUUUUUAUGCAAUGAGCUUGCCGGAAAUUCGAUAAUAAUUUUUACUAGAACAUGUAACGACACGCAACGUCUAGCCCUCAUAUUAAGGAAUCUCGGUUUUCCCGCGAUCAUGUUACACGGACAACUUUCUCAAUCCAAAAGAUUGGGCUCCUUGAACAAAUUCAAGGCUGGAAAUAGGAAUAUUUUGGUGGCUACUGAUGUCGCUAGCAGGGGGCUCGACAUACCACUCGUAGAUGUCGUGAUCAAUUAUGACAUUCCUUCUAACAGCAAAGAUUACAUUCAUCGAGUGGGACGUACGGCUCGCGCUGGAAGAUCAGGCAAAUCCAUUACGCUGGUCACUCAAUAUGAUGUUGAAUUGUGUCAACGUAUCGAGCAGGUAAUCGGAAGGAGAAUGGAAUUAUUUCCAAUCGACAGUAAAGAGGAUGUAAUGUUGCUUCAGGAACGUGUAUCCGAAGCACAACGAAUUGCCACCCUGGAAAUGAAGGAAGAAAAUCAGAAGGGGAGUAAAAGGGUAAAAAGUGAGGGUAAUGAUGACCAUAGGGACAGAGAAGAUCGAGAUCUCAUUGAAUCCAACAGGUUGGCCAAAAAAGCAAAAAGGGCGAGAAGGCACCGCCUUGACAGUGGAACAAUAAUGAAGCUUGAUUGCUUCGUUAUUUUUUUUUUCUCGGCGACCUUUGCCGUUUUGACUGCAGCUCCCAUAUAUUCAUUGCCUAUUGCACAAAAUCCUCGAGCUCAAGAUCUUGACGAGCCACACUCAAAUGAACCCGAUGGCUCAAAGAAAAGCGUAGCCGAAGACGCUCGAUCAGAAACUAAUUAUAAUGAAAUUGAAGAAGCAAAAUUGCAAGAAGAGGCAGCAACUCUUCAUCGAGUAAUAGUCGUACUUUGUUCACUAGGAGCAUCACUUUUUUUAGUGGCAAUAGCGAUAGCAGUUUUAUAUUGGAAACUUCGUAAGCAACAGAAGCAGAAUGAAUUAAAUGUGAGGUUAAUUAGAGAUGGAGGAUAUGUGUUAACAACACCCUCGAAAGGACUGGAUCCAAAAGAUACAGAUGGUGACGGUGAUGGCGAUGUAGUCAUUAAUGGAACGGCUAAUGUUGACGACGUAAUAGACAAUGUAAAGGACGACGUAAUAGACAAUGGAAGGGACGAUGUCCCAUCGAUGACAGAGAGGCUAUCGUGUCCUCCAAAAGUUUACCAUGAAGACGACGAUGAAUUUUGUCAAUGCUCGGAGCCAAUCAAAGUACCUAUUACACCACACCUUUCAAUAAGGGCCACCGCGCCACCUGCCGAAACAUUUGCUGAUGACUCUGAUCACGGUGAUGUCAUCAGAGAUAUAAGUUUUUCUGCACCUCCAAUGUCUUUACCUCCUCCUGCCUACGCGCCAACUGCACCACCAAUAGACUUUGGCGAUGUUUCAAUAGGAGAUAUGGUGUUACGCGAUAGCUAUAAUAUGCAACCUGCUAUAAUACGAAUGGAAAUAAUACAUUUACCCUUGGAUUCUCUGGCACAAUCAAACAUUACAACUUUUCAAUCCUCGGGUCCAGCAUCGACAUCAGAGGAACAAGAACAGACACAUACUUCCCAAUCGUCUACGAGACUGAUCCUCCCAACCAAUAGAAUUGAACAAUCAUCAAACGACAUUUUAUCACAUCGCCGCUACAACUCAUCCUGA